AGGGCUCUCUCCUCCUACACUAAAUUAGGGUUUAGAAAGGGCAAAAUUCGGUAGGGAUUGUGUUGUGAUUUAGAGGUUCUAGCCAUAAUUGUACUGAGUAACUAGUGUUGAAAGAGACACCAAUUGGGAUUCUGUUCAAUUUUUUUUGUGAUCACCAAUGUCUGGGAAUAACGACUUCAAUAAUGCACUAAAGCCUCAAAGCUCUCUGCCUUCACCUUUUGGAACGUUUGCUCACUCACACAUGGCGCCGCCUAACUUUCAACCUCAGUUUCAGCUCUCUCAAGGCCAAGGGAUUGGUGCUUUGGGUUCAUCUCCUGGAAGUUCCACUUUCAAUUUUAAAAGGUUCCCACCACCUAGACCGCCCGUUGGAGGACCUCCUGGUGUUGGUGUUCUUCCUAGUAGUCUAGAGUUGACUCCAGCUUCCCGGAAAAAGAAACACAACAAGUCCUUGCAGGAGCGCGUUGCAGCCGUCUUGCCCGAGUCUGCUCUCUACACACAGCUUCUUGAGUUCGAGUCUCGGGUUGAUGCAGCUCUCUUUAGAAAGAAAGUUGACAUCCAAGACUCCCUUAAAAACCCUCCCUCCAUACUCAAAACCCUUAGGAUCUACGUUUUCAACACCUUUUCUAACCAGAUCCCUGGGAAUGACCCGCCCACUUGGACUCUUAAGAUUUUCGGCAGGAUCCUGGAUCCUGACCACGCUGGUGGAUUAGUUCAGAGUUCAAACCCUCUUUAUCCCAAGUUCUCGUCUUUCUUAAAAACGCUAAAGAUAUCCCUGGACGAGAGCCUGUAUCCUGAGAACCAUCUGAUUGAAUGGGAGAAUGCUCGAUCCCCUGCUCCUCAGGAAGGGUUUGAGAUCAAGAGGAUAGGGUGUCAGGAAUUUGCAGCUAAGAUACUGUUGGAGAUGAAUUACGUCCCUGAAAAAUUCAAGACUUCUCCUGCUUUGAUGCAAGUUUUGGGCAUUGAGGUUGACACUCGCCCAAGGAUCAUUGCGGCAAUCUGGCAUUACGUGAAAGCCAGGAAACUGCAAAACCCUAACGACCCUUCUUUCUUUAACUGUGAUGCUGCUCUCCACAGAGUUUUUGGGGAAGAGAAGAUGAAAUUCACUAUGCUCUCUCAUAAGAUAUCUCAGCACCUAUCACCUCCGCCUCCCAUUUCUCUUGUACACAAGAUCAAGCUUUCGGGGAACAAUCCAGCCAUCUCAGCAUGUUACGAUGUGCUAGUGGACAUACCGCUACCGGUCCAUAGGGAGCUUUCCAAUCUGCUGGCUAAUGCAGAGAAGAACAAAGAGAUUGAGGCAUGUGAUGAAGCCAUAUGCGGAGCCUUAAGGAAAAUCCACGAGCACAGAAGGAGACGAGCGUUUUUCUUGGGGUUUAGCCAGUCACCGGUGGAAUUCACCAAUGCCUUAAUCGAAUCUCAGACCAAAGAUCUGAAGCUUGUAGCAGGAGAAGCAAGACGAAACGCUGAGAAAGAAGGGCGAUCAGAGUUCUUCAACCAGCCAUGGGUGGAAGAUGCUGCCAUACGUUACUUGAACCGGAAGCCAGCAGGCGGAUAAGAUGGGCCAAGAAGUUCAUGAAUUCAUUACUUUUAACUACAAGUCAGGUCCAGAUGCUGCCAUACGGUCCUUGAGGUUUUUUUCUAAGUGAAGCAUUGUUACUCAAGCUUCAAGAGUUUUUUUUUUUACUUUGGUUUGUAGCUCGUGCAUCAUAUGCGACAAAAUAUAAGAAAGAUAAAUAUUUGAC
This is a messenger RNA of Arabidopsis arenosa, 1739 nucleotides long. The record is from the annotation of a GenBank genome assembly. NCBI's taxonomy places the organism in Eukaryota, Viridiplantae, Streptophyta, Magnoliopsida, Brassicales, Brassicaceae.